Molecule: messenger RNA, 1515 nt
Organism: Diaporthe citri
Lineage: Eukaryota; Fungi; Ascomycota; Sordariomycetes; Diaporthales; Diaporthaceae
Exons: 6
Coding region: 1-1515 (504 amino acids)
Molecular function (GO): monooxygenase activity; iron ion binding; oxidoreductase activity, acting on paired donors, with incorporation or reduction of molecular oxygen
Source: RefSeq, a predicted model, not a curated record
AUGGCGUCUGUCUCUCCUAUUCCUUCGAAAGUCACAGAGCUGCUAGCCGCACAGUGGCCUUAUGUGUUGAGCACAUUCUUGGCCUUUGCUGCGGCAUGGCUUCUUCAAGCGGUGCUCAAGCAGGACCCCCUGUCCAGCCUACCCAUGGUUGGGUCCGAGAUUGGAAAUGCGGACAAACGGCGGGCAGCUUUCUUCAAGAAGGGCAUUUCACUCACAGAUCAUGAUGUUGUUGUGCUCGACCCUCUCUUCCUGACCGAGCUGAAGAACCUACCCGACGAUACUGUCUCCUUCGGCGAGGCCGUCAGCGACUUCAUGCAGACCAAGUACACCGGCAUCCGGGCUGAUCGACCUAUCAUUCCACAUGUGGUUAAGAAAGACUUGAUCCCGGCACUGAAUCGUCUAAAUCCUAUCAUCGCCGAGGAAGUUGAUCAGUCAUACCGGGAGGAACUGCCACCUUGCAAGGACUUUACACCGGUCAACAUCUACGGGAAGCUACUUCGAAUUGUUGCCAAGGUUUCCGGGCGUAUUUUCAUCGGUCCUGAGCUCUGUCGCUCUGAGAAAUAUAUUGAUACGGCUAUUAGCUACACGAUUGAAGUUACAGGCGCGGUGAACGCCAUCACCAGAAUGAACUUCUGGCAGCGCACCCUGAAGGCUGCUGCCCAUCCCAGUGUCAAAGCCGUCCGCGACAGGGAACAAGCUGCGGAUGCUUUCCUGAGGCCCAUCGUCGAGGGAAGGAAGAAGGCUCAGGAGAUGGAUCCCGACUUUCAGAAGCCCGAUGAUCUCUUGCAGUGGCUACUGGAUGACGGCCAAGACAAGUUUGGCGAGAAGGGCAGCAAGGAGCUUGCUUCGAUCCAGCUGGGCCUGACAUUUGCUGCUAUCCAUACGACCUCUUUGACCGCCACGAAUGCCUUCUAUUCCCUCGCAGCGAUGCCCGAGAUUAUCCCCGAACUACGCGAGGAAAUCAGCACUGUAUUGAAGGAGUACGGCACGUUCACCACCCAGGCCCUGCAAAAGAUGAAGAAGCUCGACAGCUUCCUCAGGGAGGUGAUGCGCUUGCACCCGCUCGGGUUCUCUUCCUUCCAGCGCAAGGUCCUCAAGACGUUCACCCUCUCCACCGGGCAGGUCAUCCCCGCCGGCUGCCUCAUCGAGGUUCCCGUCGUCGGCAUCAACUUUGACGACGAGGUGAUCGAGAACCCGGAGAAGUUCGACGCCUUCCGUUCGUACCGCGCACGGGAGUUGGAAGGGCUGGAGGGCGCAGAGAAGGCCAGCGCCGGUGCGAGCAACCAGUUCGUCACCGUGAGCCCUUCGAACCUGCUGUUUGGAUACGGCAGACACGCCUGCCCGGGACGGUUCUUUGCUGCGAACGAGAUCAAGAUGAUUGUGUCGAGAGCGGUACUAGACUACGAUAUGAAGAUGGCUGACGGCUCCAGGGAGAGGUAUCCGAACCUCUCUUUCGGCGGCCAAAGCGUCCCGGACCCAUCUAAGGAGCUCCUGUUCAAGAGAGUCGGUGUCUAG